AUGUUGAGCACUAAAGGGUUAUGCCGAUAUGCAAGUAUUUCAAAUAUUUUUAAAAAGUCACGAAUCUUGUAUAGCACUAAUACAAAUUCUAAUGAAAAUGAUGGAACUACAUCUGCCUCUAAAAGUGGAGGUUUUGCUAAGGCAUACGAAAAACAAUCCCAUAUUUUAAAUCAAGACUACAAUCAAAAUCAAACCUUUUCUUCUUUACUUCGGAAAUCAAAGCUCAUGGAUUUGGGCGAUCCUGUUGGAAAAAUUGUAAUUGGCAAAAUCUUCCAUGUAGUAAAAGAUGAUUUGUAUAUAGAUUUUGGGUGGAAAUUCCAUUGUGUAUGCACACGGCCAACAUCUCGAGCAGACGAGUAUGUCAGGGGAGCUAAAGUUAGACUGCAGAUUAGUGAUCUUGAACUUUCUUCCAGGUUUUUAGGCUCUAGCACUGAUCUUACUUUGUUGGAAGCCGAUUGUAAGCUACUAGGUUUGGUUUCUUCACCAGUUCGAACUAGUAUAACUCAAAACCAGUAA
Messenger RNA from Parnassius mnemosyne (clouded apollo), 516 nucleotides. Lineage: Eukaryota; Metazoa; Arthropoda; Insecta; Lepidoptera; Papilionidae. The record is from the annotation of a GenBank genome assembly.